CUCCGACAACAGAAGCAGACUGGAGCUUUCCAGAAAAUACUUAAAGCUGAAGCAGCGAGAAGUGUGGGGCGGAGACGUCUCGCUUUUUCCCCUCUCAACAAGACAAACCUUCAAACAAAUCUCAGAUAUCUUUACGUUUAGUGUGCUGUGGUUGCGAGGACGUCUAACGAAAAUAGAAGGUGGAGGAGAAGGGCAGAUAAAAGAUGACUGCCAAAACCAAAGGCAUUGACUAUAGCGUUUGGGACCACAUCGAAGUGUCGGAUGAUGAGGAUGAAACUCACCCCAAUAUCGACACUCCGAGCCUGUUCCGGUGGAGACAUAAGGCACGAGUGGAGCGACAGGUUGCCUUUGAGGAGAAAGGAGAGGAGAUACAGAAGAAUAUGGCGGAGUGCAAGAGUCGUCUAGAGGAGGCGCAGUACAGAGUGAAGGAGCUGGAGCAGGCGGGAGUGAAGGAGGGAGAAGAGGAGGAGAAGAGGGCAACAGAGCUGACCAAGGCCCGGGCAGAGGAGAAGAAAUGCAAAAAGGAUCUACGCACAUGGGAGAAGAAGAUGGAAGAACACAGAAUAGAAGAGAAGAAGAUGCCGUGGAACGUAGACACCCUCAGCAAAGAUGGUUUCAGCAAGAGUGUGUUGAACAUCAAGCCGGAGGCGACGGAGGAGACCGAGGAGCAGAAGGAGGAGAAACACAAGACCUUUGUGGAAAAAUAUGAGAAGCAGAUCAAACACUUUGGGAUGCUGCGGCGUUGGGACGACAGCCAGAAGUACCUGUCGGACAACCCUCACCUGGUGUGUGAGGAGACCGCUAACUACCUUGUCAUCAUGUGCAUUGACUUGGAGGUGGAGGAGAAACAUGCUUUGAUGGAGCAGGUGGCCCACCAGACUAUUGUGAUGCAGUUCAUCUUGGAGCUGGCCAAGAGUCUGAAGGUUGACCCCAGGGGGUGCUUCAGGCAGUUCUUCCAGAAGAUCAAGACUGCCGACAAGGUGUACCAGGAAGCAUUUACUGAUGAGCUGGAGUCGUUUAAAGAACGGGUCAGAGGUCGGGCUAAGAUCCGCAUACAAAAGGCUAUGGAGGAAUACGAAGAGGAGGAGAGACAGAAGAGACUGGGGCCUGGUGGUCUGGACCCUGUGGAGGUCUACGAGUCGCUGCCGGAGGAAAUGAAGAAGUGUUUUGAUGACAAAGACAUCUCAAUGUUGCAGGAUGUUAUCAGUAAGAUGGACCCCAUGGAGGCGAAGGUCCACAUGAAGAGGUGUAUUGACUCUGGACUGUGGGUGCCCAAUGCCAACGCGGACGAAGAUGACGAUGGAGAGAAUAAAGGAGGAGUAGAACAGGAGGAAGACAAAGGAGAGGAGGAAGAAACAAAAAAGGAAGGAGAGAAGGAGAAAUGACUGACCUUUACCUUUGUAGGCCCAUCCACUCCUCCUGCUAGCAUUUUCCGGUCUGACUCAAUACACACUUUGAAGAUGCUCACUUGCCUAGUGUUAGCUGGGCUGCUGUUGUUAGCGUUAGCCGACCCGUUCAAACCCUGCCCUGACCCACAUCGCCUUAGAAUACCUGUGCUGAUCUCUCAUCACUUUAGCCUUUUAACUGCGUGAUAUUGAUAAAAGAAUGAAAAUAUAAUAAACCGUAAUUCAUAAAAUACAAGAAAUGAGGGGAGACUCAUGCAUCGACACUGAUCUCUGAAUCUCUGAGAUUUAAUGAGAAUUUGCCCUGGGGUUCAGAUCUACAGCAGUCUUCAUCACACGCAUCUUUUAAAACCCAAUACUGACCCCAGAUCAGCAUCUAUGAUCAACCUCCCCUUUAACCCUCUGCUACUGCCUUCUCCUUUGCUGGGCCCCUUCGGUUUGUGACCCCCUUCCACCACCACUACCUCUUUGCACUUCCUGUCAUUUCUUUUUCUGUGUUAAAGUAGUUCAAUUUUUUUCUUUCAGUGUAUCUCUGUCUCUCUCAGGACUGUUCAAACAAGAUAAAGAGUUCCUCACUUAAGCUAAAUCUUGUAUUUGUUGCAAGCCCCAGGACACAGUGUUGAGUGUUUAAAUGUAUACUGGCACAAAGCCGGCCGUGGUCUGUUUGUUUGACUCCGCCCCUUUUCCCCUAUCAUUUGGGAGGUGUCCUGCUUAGUAAAUGCUGGGUUGCAAAAACAAA
Messenger RNA from Esox lucius (northern pike), 2142 nucleotides. Its product is annotated as hsp90 co-chaperone Cdc37. Gene Ontology annotation, molecular function: protein kinase binding; protein-folding chaperone binding; heat shock protein binding. Gene Ontology annotation, biological process: protein folding; protein stabilization. Lineage: Eukaryota; Metazoa; Chordata; Actinopteri; Esociformes; Esocidae. The transcript is spliced from 9 exons. The coding region runs from base 204 to 1385 and encodes 393 amino acids. Gene Ontology annotation, cellular component: cytoplasm. The record is from RefSeq and is a predicted model, not a curated record.